Molecule: messenger RNA, 3609 nt
Organism: Cryptomeria japonica (Japanese cedar)
Lineage: Eukaryota; Viridiplantae; Streptophyta; Pinopsida; Cupressales; Cupressaceae
Product: pentatricopeptide repeat-containing protein At5g04810, chloroplastic
Exons: 11
Coding region: 244-3042 (932 amino acids)
Molecular function (GO): protein binding; RNA binding
Source: RefSeq, a predicted model, not a curated record
UCUAAUAGAAGCUUUGUAUUGCGUUCAUCAUUUCCUUAUCUGAUAAGAGAAGGUUUCACGGAGACUGCUUGCAGUUCUAAUUAUUUGCUGCAGCCGAUAUGUCUCAUGGCAAUUACACCAUACCUUGUCCAUGGUCUUGAAUUUUGUAGAAAUAUUUCUGUUUCAACUCUACAUACGACUGUUUGACGCUUGAAAUGCGUCAAAUCUUAGGACUAGAGCAAAUCAUUUUCUUUUGGCAACGCAAUGAAGUGUUGCUGCACAAUCCGCUCAUUCUCGGUCUCGUCGCUUCCUCCCAACAAGCCUUCUGCAUCCUCAAAUUCUCCACAGAAACAGAAACAGGCAAUGUCUGUUCGCCGUCCUGGUCUUCCUACUCUCGAACGUGCCCAGUCCAGCAAACCAGAGGAGGGUCUCGAACCCGCGACCCAGUUAAACCCCUUGCGAGGUUUUACAAAGCCUCAGAAAGAAGACACUAUCAAAGCUGCAGACCCACCACCCGCUCAGCCUCAUUUGAACAAGCUCUGGCUAUCUAGCAAGCUCUUUCCGCAGCCACAAGUGGAAGUUCAACCCACAGAAAAUGAAUCACCUGACGCUUCCGAGUCGAAUGCAGACAGCGCAGAAUCUACAUCUGAUGACGAAUUUCUAACAACUCCGCCACUACGUGAAAAAGGAAAAAUCUUUGUCGGGAAUUUGCCGUUUUGGAUUAAGAAGAACGAGAUUGCAGAGUUUUUCCGUCAAUUCGGUCCCGUCAAGAACGUGAUUCUCAUAAGAGGGCAUGAUGACCUGGAGAGGAAUGCGGGAUAUUGCUUUGUUAUCUAUGGUGGGCUUAAGGCCGACGAUUGUGCUGCCGAGGCUGUGGAAUUGGAUGGGGUGGAGUUUCAUGGAAACUGUUUGACUGUGAAGCUGGAUGACGGCAGAAGGCUGAGGGCUGUGGCAGAGAGGAGAGGCAAAUGGGUAAAGGGGGGUAUUGAAGACAGAGAAUUUCGCUCAAACUGGCAUGAAGAAAGAGAAGCUGCUUCCCAAGAAUUUAAAAGGAUUCUCGAAACGCAGCCGGAAAAUUGGCAGAAUGUCUUAAAUGCCUUCCUCAGAAUUAAAAAGCCAAGCAGACGAGAUUAUGGAUUAAUGGUGAGUUAUUAUGCAAGCCGAGGUGACAAGCAUCAUGCAAGAUGCACUUUUGAAAGUAUGCGGGCAAAAGGAAUAGAACCAAAUUCAUACGUAUACACCAACCUAGUUCAUGCUUAUGCUGUUGCCAGAGAUAUGCGUGGAGCAGUUUCUUGUGUGGAAGAAAUGGAGACAGAGGGUGUUGAACUCAACUUGGCUAUCUUUAGCAUUCUUAUCUCAGGCUAUGCAAAAAUUGGAGAUGCUGAAGCUGCAGAGCGUUGGUUUCAGGAGGCAAAGAGGAGAGAUGUUUCACUUCAUUCAAUAAUCUACAACAACAUAGUGAAUGCACAUUGCAAAGUUGGUAAUAUGGAGAGAGCUGAGGCACUGGUCAGGGAAAUGGAAGAAAAUGGAAUUGAGGCUCCAUUGGAUCUAUAUCAUACAAUGAUGAAUGGAUAUACAAUUGUAGGAGAUGAAUCAAAGUGUCUCACUGUAUUUCAGAGACUAAAGGAAUCUGGGAUGGAGCCUUCAGUCAAAAGUUUUGGGUGUCUUAUUCAUUGUUAUACCAAGGUUGGCAAGGUUUCUAAAGCAUUGGAAGUGAGCAAGGAGAUGGAAGCCGAUGGUAUAAGACAUAACAAGAAAACAUUUUCAAUGCUGAUCAAUGGUUAUGUACAGUUAGAUGAUUGUGCAAAUGCAUUUGCUAUCUUUGAGGACAUGCUGAGAGCAGGUUUUCAUCCUGAUGUUGUGACUUAUAAUAUCAUUAUCAAUGCAUUUUGCAAGCUUGGUAAUCUUGAUCGAGCUGUUAGAAUUCUUGAACGAAUGCGCAAGGAAAGGCAAAAGCCAUCGGCUCGAACAUUUACCACCAUAAUUUAUGGGUAUGCAAAAUCUGGAGAUAUGAAGAUGGCUUUAAAAAUGGUUCAACAGAUGAGGAGAUGUGGCUGCAUCCCUACUGUACAAACAUUUAAUGUUCUCCUAUAUGGUUUAGUGCAAAAGAAGCAGAUGGAAAAUGCUCUCAAUAUUAUUGACGACAUGUCAUUGGCCGGGAUAUCUCCAAAUGAGCGAACAUACACCACUAUAAUGCAAGGUUAUGCAUCUGUUGGUGAGAUUGGUAGAGCUUUUGAGUAUUUUACAAAGAUGAAGAGUGAGGGUUUGGAGCUUGAUGAAAUAUCAUAUGGAACCUUGCUUAAGGCAUGCUGCAAGGCAGGAAGGAUGCAGAGUGCUCUAGCGGUCACAAAGGAAAUGAACGUGGUUGGGAUCAAGAAAAAUGCCUAUAUUUACAACAUUCUGAUUGAUGGGUGGGCCCGGAGAGGUGAUGUUUGGGAAGUGGCUGAUUUGAUGCAACAAAUGAUUCAGAAUGGCAGCUCACCUGACAUUCAUACAUACACAUCAUUCAUCAAUGCAUGUAGUAAAGCUGGAGACAUGCAGAGAGCAAUGACUGCAAUUGAAGAAAUGAAAAAAUUGGGUAUCGAGCCCAAUCUCAAAACAUACACCACUUUAAUACAUGGAUGGGCACUGGCCUCUCAUCCAGAGAAAGCAUUGGCUUGUUUUGAAGAGAUGAAACAAGUGGGAUGGGAACCUGAUGAAGCUGUGUACCAUUGUUUGAUGACAUCAUUAUUGUCUAGGGCCACUUUUGCUCAAAGCUUUGUGUACUCAGGUAUCCUGAGAAUCAGCAAGGAAAUGCUGGACCGUGGAUUUUCUGUAGACUUGGGGACGGCUACUUACUGGAGCAAAAGCCUGCGUAUACUUGAAAGGGUGCCUUCUGAACUCACAAGUUCUGUUGAAAAGCUAUAUCCUCCCAAUUGGUCUUCAUACACUCAUGGAAGUUUUGAUGCUAAGUAUACUUACUCCUCUGAGAAUAAUAAAGGCGAUCUCAAUAUGUGCUCUGAGGAGAAUAAAGAUCAUGUUCAAGAUUGGGAUGAACUUCAAACUUUUGGCCGUCCCUGUUAGAUUUGACUAUUUGGAAUCCAUAACUCCAUUUGUUGUAAUUUAUUGACAGGUGAGAUAUUUAAAUUCAGGAAGCUCUCACAUGCAGUUUUGUAAACUCCAAGGCAUUUGUGCAAGAGCGCACCUUUUUUUUCAUGCGGACUCCUCUGCUUUCCUUUCAUGGUUUAUGACAACAUGAACUAUUUGCAAACUAGAGCGCAAGGGCAGCCUUCUUAAAAUUAUGCAAGCACCUGGCCCUCUUUGUUAAGGCAUGGGGAAGAUCAAGUGAAAGCAAAUGCUCUGUUAUCUAUCACAGAAUACUAUACUUAACCAGUCACUUUAUACCGGGGUUUGUGCUGCAAAUAUCCAUUACUACUUUCAAAAUUGAUUAUAAAUGAAAGGUAGCAGAUUCUGAAUAGAGGCUGAAGCAUAUAUGAUUAAGUGCCAGCUGGACUUCUAAAAACUGUGUAUGAUAGGCAAAUUAAAGCAGUAAAAAGUUUGGUCAGUAUAACGAUGCCAUGGGUAUUGUCAUGUUGUUCCUUGGAUUGACUUGGGUUGAAUUUCAUACAUGACUUUGUGAGUUUAUUAUUC